Prunus armeniaca (apricot) is the source of this 1470-nucleotide messenger RNA. The record is from the annotation of a GenBank genome assembly. NCBI's taxonomy places the organism in Eukaryota, Viridiplantae, Streptophyta, Magnoliopsida, Rosales, Rosaceae.
AUGGGAAGUGUCCAUGAUCAACUCACUCUCCUCCAAGAUCUCAAGGUCACUGUCCACCACUCAUGCCUGGUUUUCCCAUCCCAACAAACACAGAAAAAAACCGUCUUCUUAUCAAACAUAGACCAAGUUCUCAAUUUCGAUGUCCAAACCGUUCAUUUCUUUGGCGCACACAAAGAUUUUCCUGAAUCCCAAAUUGUAGCUGAAAAAGUCCAGGAUGCCCUUGCCCAGAUAUUGGUGCCCUAUGAUUUCUUGGCAGGAAGAUUGAAGUUGAACCCCAACACAAGUCGCUUGGAGAUCGACUGCAAUGCAGCCGGAGCAGGCUUCGUGGUGGCCUCUAGUGAGUAUGCUUUGGAUGAGAUUGGAGACUUGGUUUAUCCUAAUUCAGCUUUUGCACAACUGGUUUGCACCGCUAUGGAUUCUCGUAUUCUGAACCCUGCUGCUGGCGAUGAUCAUGAUCAGCCACUUUUUAUUCUGCAGGUGACAACAUUUAAGUGUGGUGGAUUUGCGAUGGGCAUAUCAAACAACCACACAACAGUUGAUGGUUUAAGCUUCAGACUGUUCUUGGACAAUCUGGCUGCGGUGGCUGCGAACAAGCCCUUGGUGGCCAUUCCUUACAAUGACCGUCACAUCUUAGCUGCUCGAUCCCCACCCCAUGUCCCAUUCCUCCACCCUGAGUUACAAGAGCUCAAGAAUAUGUCCACCCUCGAUGACUUAAACCCUACAGUGUUUGAAGCCACCCAAGAAGAGCUUGACUUCAACAUCUUCCGGCUCACUGCCACCGACGUUGCUCGCCUGAAAGACAAGGCGAAAUCCACCACUGCUAGUAGUAGCUUUAACGUGGUCACGGCCUUCAUUUGGCGGUGCAAGGCACUAUCGUCGUCAUCAUCAUCAGACGAUGAUGAAGAUGUUAAUUACAAGAGGGCGGCAAGUAGUAGUAGUAGUAGUAGAGAAUCAAGGAUUCUUUAUGCGGUGGACAUAAGGCCGAGGCUGAAGCCUCCGCUACCCAAAGCCUACACUGGGAAUGCAGUGCUGACUGCCUACGCUUCUGCCAAGUGCAGGGAACUGGAGGAAGUGCCCUUCUCGAGAAUGGUGGAGAUGGUGUCUGAGGGAGCAACAAGGAUGACAGAUGAGUAUGCAAGAUCCGUCAUCGACUGGGGAGAGCUACACAAGGGCUUUCCUCACGGGGAGGUGCUGGUCUCAUCCUGGUGGAGAUUGGGCUUUGCUGACGUGGAGUAUCCUUGGGGGAAACCCAGGUACAGCUGUCCCGUUGUAUAUCACAGGAAGGAUAUCAUUUUGCUCUUUCCUGAACAACAAGAUAUGCAUGAAUAUUCAUCCUCAACCUCACCUACCAAUACUACUACUAUGGCUGGAAGAGCUGGUUCUGCUGGGGUUAAUAUUUUGGUGGCGCUUCCUCAUAAGGAAAUGCAAAAGUUCCAAGCCCUCUUCCAUAAGUUCUUAUUAGAUGAUUGA